Molecule: messenger RNA, 853 nt
Organism: Mucor mucedo
Lineage: Eukaryota; Fungi; Mucoromycota; Mucoromycetes; Mucorales; Mucoraceae
Product: RNA polymerase III subunit Rpc25-domain-containing protein
Exons: 5
Coding region: 69-701 (210 amino acids)
Biological process (GO): DNA-templated transcription; transcription initiation at RNA polymerase III promoter
Cellular component (GO): RNA polymerase III complex
Molecular function (GO): DNA binding; DNA-directed RNA polymerase activity
Source: RefSeq, a predicted model, not a curated record
GGCCUAUCAAAAAAAGAAUUUUUUGUGUCCUUCUUUUGUACAUAUUUUUUUUUUUGGCACUCAUUGAAAUGUUCAUUCUUUCUGAAAUUGAAGACACAGUUAAAAUUGUACCUAAUGACUUUAAAAAGGAAGACAAUGGUGCGAUUACCGAUGUAUUGAACGAAAAAUUUGCCAAUAAGGUUGUGCAAGAAGUAGGUCUUUGUAUAUGCGUCCACGAUAUUUUACACACUUCUGAAGGAUUCAUUCUUUAUGGCGAUGGCUGCAGUUACAUUAAAGUGACCUUUAGAGUGGUCGUUUUCAGACCUUUUGUAGGUGAGAUUUUGACCGGUAAAAUCAAGAGUUGUUCGCCCAGUGGUGUACGAGUUUCAAUGGGAUUUUUUGACGAUAUUUUAAUUCCUGGCGGAGCACUUCAACCUGGAUCCAAAUUUGACCCAGCAGAACAAGUUUGGGUAUGGAAUUAUGAGGGUGAAAAAAUGUUCAUGGAUAUAGAAGAAUCAAUUCGAUUUAGAGUGUUGCGUGAACAAUUUACAGAUACUACACCGACAAAUCAUCCCAUCUCAACUUCUGGGAGACGUCAAUCUGUUGCUGAUAUUGCAGCAAAUAGCGACCUUGCUGCUAACUCAACCAAGAUACCACCUUACUCCAUCACUUGCGCAAUUUCAGAGGAUGGUUUGGGUCUUCUUUCAUGGUGGGGUUCAUAAUCCCGUCACCACACACUUUUUUAUACACGUAAACAAUACACUUUGAUCUUUCUCCUUUGUUUUUUUUUUCUUCUUUUUUGUUUUAUAAACUAUUCUCUCUUUUAUUUUUUUAUUUUUUUAAAAAAAAAUCCUUAUGCUUGAUCCAAAAGAAA